Molecule: messenger RNA, 1476 nt
Organism: Mesorhabditis spiculigera
Lineage: Eukaryota; Metazoa; Nematoda; Chromadorea; Rhabditida; Rhabditidae
Source: the annotation of a GenBank genome assembly
AUGCGGAUACGAAGCGGAUACCUUUGCGUUCGGCUCGAGCUCCGGCGGCUUCGCCACUCCUUCGUGACGACGCCGAUCUUCUACGUCAACGCCGCGCCCCAUCUCGGCCACCUGUACAGCGCCGUGCUCGCCGACGCAACGCAUCGAUGGGAGAAGCUGCGAGCCCCAGAAGACCGUCACCUCUUUUCCACCGGCACCGACGAGCAUGGCUCGAAGAUCCAAAAAGCGGCCCUCGAGAAGAACGUGCUCCCGUCGGCGCAUUGUCAAGAUGUUUCCGGCAGUUUCCGGCGGCUUUUCGACCAGUUCGACAUCUUCUACACUGAUUACAUCCGGACCACAGAAGAUCGGCACAAGCAAACAGUGCAGACAGUCUGGAAACGCCUCGCCGACGCCGGCCUCAUCUACAAGGGCACCUACGGCGGCUGGUACAGCAUCGUCGACGAGUGCUUCUACACCGACGCCGAGGUGACCAAGACGCGCGACAAAGCCAAGAAUGAGAUUACGAUCGCCAAAGAAACGAAGGCGCCAGUUGAAUGGGUCGAGGAGACGAACUACAUGUUCCGCCUCAGCGAAUUCCGGGAAUCGACCAGAAAAAUUUUGGAAACAGACCUCAUCCAGCCGGACCACUACAAGAGCCUCGCUCUCCAGGAGUUGAGCAUCAGCCGGGAUGACUUGUCGGUGUCGCGCGACUCGUCGCGACUGCAGUGGGGCAUCCCGGUGCCCGACGAUCCGCAGCAGACGAUCUACGUGUGGCUGGACGCGCUCACCAACUACCUGACGGUCAACGGCUACCCGGACGCCAUGCAACUGCCCGCCCCCACUUGCCAGAUCAUCGGCAAGGAGAUUGUUAGGUUUCACGCCGUCUACUGGCUGGCCUUCUUGCAGGCGUUGAAGUUGCCGAUCCCGGAGAAGAUCUUCGUACACGGGCACUGGCUGGUUGAUGGAGUUAAGAUGUCAAAAAGCGUCGGGAACGUCGUCGAUCCGCUCGACCUGGUGAAGACGUUGGGCAGCGACGGCGUGCGCUUCUUCCUGCUCAGCCGCGGCGUGCUCCGCGAUAAUUGCAACUUCAGCAAGAACAACGCCGUCCACCUGCUCAACGGCGUCUUCGCCAAGAUUAUUGGCAGUCUGCUGAAGCGAGCAACUUAUGCCGGGUGGAAUGGGCGCCAAGUGUAUCCGGUCUACUCCAACCCGCCCGAGAAGUGCGCGCGCGACGUGGAAGAGCUGAUCGGCGAGCUGAACGCGAUCAGGGGUUCCGUCGAGCAGCAGUACGAUCAGCUCCGUUUCUACGAGGGCAUCGAGCAGGUCACGCAGCUGUUGAAGCGUGCCGCCCGCACGAUGGAGAGCGCCCAGCUGAUGAAGGAGCCGGACGAGCGGAAGCGCGACUCGGUGCUGUGCGUCGUCUUCGAGGCGUUGCGGAUCGGCUCGAUACUCCUGUCACCAAUCGUCCCCCGACUCGCCAAGCACACGCUGGAGAGA